Lathyrus sativus (Indian pea) is the source of this 1596-nucleotide messenger RNA. Lineage: Eukaryota; Viridiplantae; Streptophyta; Magnoliopsida; Fabales; Fabaceae. The record is from the annotation of a GenBank genome assembly.
AUGGGUAGCACAUUCAAUCCACAGAUUUUAGUGGAAAAACUAGCCAAGCUGAAUAGCUCGCAGACAAGCAUAGAGACUUUGUCACAUUGGUGCAUAUUUCAUAUGAACAAAGCCAAACAAGUUGUCGAAACGUGGGCUACACAGUUCCAUUGCUCUCCUCAUGAAAAGAAAUUGGCAUUUCUGUUCCUUGCAAAUGAUAUUUUACAAAAUAGCAGGCGAAAGGGUUCUGAAUUUGUUGGUGAAUUUUGGAAGGUUCUUCCAGAUUGUCUUCGAGAUGUCACUCAAAAUGGAGACGAGUUUGCGAGGAAUCAAGCACUUCGACUGAUUGGUAUAUGGGAAGAAAGAAAAGUUUUUGGUUCUCGUGGUCAAAUCCUUAAGGAAGAAUUUAUUGGGAAGCAUGAUUUGAAACCUUUGAAUGCGAAACCUACGAAUGUGAAACCUAUGAACGUGAAACUGAGGCCAUCUGCUGGGAAUGCAUUGGAUAAAAUAGUUUCAGGCUAUCAUCAUAUUUAUGCAGGGCAGACUGAUGAAGAUGUUGUAUUAAGCAAAUGCAGGGAUGCCAUUAGCUCUCUUGAGAAAGCAGAUAAGGAAAUAGUUCACGGUAGUAAUUCAGGGAAAUUUCAUGGACCUGCAGUAGUGAAUGAGCUCCAGGGGCACAAUGCAAUACUAAAGGACUGUAUUGAGCAGUUAACAACACUAGAAUCAUCAAGAGCUGGCCUUGUGUCUCAUCUGAGAGAGGCUCUUACGGAUCAGGAAUUCAAGCUGGGUCAAGUUCGUAGCCAGAUCCAGGCUGCAAGUGCUCAGUGGGAACAUGCGAACAAUACCUGCCAACAAUUACUGAACGGCAACAAUAUUCAGUCAUUAGUUGAACAGAGCUCAAAGGAAAUUCAGACCUCCAUGGCACCUGCAAGUUUUAUUUCUGGCGACAGGGAGCUAUCAGCCCCAUUAAUGUAUGCACCACAAAUGCUGUUUCAUCAAAAUUCUGGACACAGUGAGGAAGAUCCACGCAAGUCUGCAGCCGCCGCAGUGGCAGCAAAGCUGACUGCAUCCACAUCCUCCGCCCAGAUGCUGUCUUAUGUGCUAUCCUCUUUAGCAUCAGAAGGUGUCAUAGGCAAUCCGAUGACAGAGUCUUCUGCUGAUUAUCACUCCGAGAAGAGGACUAAGCUUGAAAAUGAUGGGCCAUCGUAUGUGCCAUCUCAUGUGCCAUCUCAGAAUCCUCAACAACCACUUCCUCCCUUUUCGCAUUCUGAACCUACCCAACACUAUGCAUCUUCAUCCAACCAGCAAUCUACUCCAAAUGAGCCACCACCUCCACCCUCAUCAUCACCUCCCCCACUACCCCCACCGCCACCAAUGCCUCAACAAUACCCUGUGCCGCAGUUCAUGCAGACUGUUGGACCUGUUAACAAUAUGACAUAUAGCUAUGGUGUGAUGCAACAGCCGUCAAUGGCAGCCUAUCCUGCAGUUGGGAUUUCCAUGAACAAUGUAUCACCCUAUACACCUCCAAUGAACCCAUAUCAGGGUUUUCAGAGUUCUGAUGGAAACUACUACAACCCGUCUUCCUCAAUGCCUAUGGUCCCCAUCUCGCGCCAAUAA